AUGCAGAGCCUCCUGAAUGCUGCCAACUAUGAUUCCUUCCUCAAGAUGCAGCUGCAAAUGCCAAAGCCAGCGGACCUGCACAGAAACUGUCCACUGGGAAAACGCGUCCUGGCAUAUCGCGGAGGCCGGGGAUGCACACCGGAAAAGCUGUCUUGUUGGCGCAAUGCAACCGUAGCAGAUGGACCCGGCCGGCAAGAUGCUUACAUCACCGUGCUUUGGGCCGAUGGUUUGACAAGGUACCAGCGGCUGCAUGCAUCCUAUGCGAAGAGGCACGAUACACACGCUCGAUGCCUGCCACCACACGCAGUCAGUAAUUACAACCGCUGCGCAAGAGAGCCUUGCACACACAUGCAUGACCGUCUUGUGGAUACACUCCUGAUUAGGAAUCCCAUGGGAAGAACAAACGGGUCCGUCGACUGCCCUGCUGUUCAAAGGCAGAGGAAAGUAACGAACGAGUCUUGCUCGGAAGUGUUACAGCAUUGGUGUCCCGUGACCUGCGCAAGAAUUAAGAAGAGAGUUACCCGACGCCCAGCCCAAAAAGACCGUGCGAUUUGCGUGUCGCCAAUGAAACUGCUUGAGCCAUUGCGGCGAUUCGCUAAGUGGAGGUGGCACUCUCAGCAAUACCAGGACUCCAUUUUGCACUUCCUUUUCCUCUCUCCUUCGUAUGCCUUGCCACCACGCAAGACAGGACCGCCUUUCUAUGUGGAGUUUGGCUAUCAUGGAGUGCAGGACAGCAAUACGGAGUAUUUACGGCAGGCGGGUUGGGGCGGUGUGAGAUUCGAUCGCUUCUACCAUCAGCCGGAGAGUGGACUGUUCAGGCAGCACAUAACUGCUUCGAACAUCGGGGCAGUCUUCAACAGGUAUAGGGUGCCAUCAGAUUUGGACUUUGUUUCUAUUGACACAGACACAUGUGACUUGUGGAUCUUUGCCGCCCUCGUGGCGCCUGAGACACGGUUCCGACCACGUGUUGUCCAGAUUGAGAUGAAUCGCCAUGAUCCACUGGAUGUGGACCGCGUGCUGAACUGUACAUCGGGUGUGUCUCCGGAAGAAACGUUCCCUGAGCACAGAAGCGAGCUGGGGCAUAUCAAGUACAACAUUGAAGGGGCAUCGGUUACGGCCAUAGCGAAGGUUGCCAAAUCUCGAGGUUACUCCGUGCUGUACGUGGAGCCAUGCUACGAUGUGUAUUUGUUGCGGUCAGAUCUCGUAUGUCACGGAGAGGAGCAUCGAUCGCUGGAACCUUUCCGAAAUUCCUUUGCCAGAAAAGGCGAGAAGCUAUGCGGUGACAUGCACGAAUGGGUUGCAAAGAACUUGACACAAGACCGCGUGGAUCGAUGGUGUAUGACCUCAGAUGAGAUGAUGGAGGCAUUGCGCGCCGGUCAUAAGCGAUGA
This is a messenger RNA of Symbiodinium necroappetens, 1389 nucleotides long. Lineage: Eukaryota; Dinophyceae; Suessiales; Symbiodiniaceae. The record is from the annotation of a GenBank genome assembly.